AUGAACCAAGCCGCAGUGCAAAAUGAACUAUUGAUUUCGCUCCUUCACGGGCAGCCUGUGCUGUGGGAUCAGAGGCUGGCGGCCUACAAGAACCUUGAUGCGCGCACGGCUGCGUGGGUUGCCGUCGCGAUAGGCCUAGGCCUAGCUGGGACGCAAGGUGACGUCAACGCAAUAAGCAAACGGUGGCGCAAUCUUCGCGACACAUUUUGUAAAAAAUUGCGCGAAGCGAAGAAGAAAAGCGGCGCUCCUGCUGGUGAGCCAGUAAGCUCAUGGAAGUACUUCACACUGAUGAUGUUCCUGCGGGACAUAGUGGAGCCUCGUGUGACCACCAGCAACAUGGACGCACUAGACGACGACUCUUGCGAAAUUCUUGGUGGAGGCAGCACAGGCAUCGAAAUCCGUGACCCCUGCCUCUCAGACUAG
Rhipicephalus sanguineus (brown dog tick) is the source of this 423-nucleotide messenger RNA. RefSeq lists its product as uncharacterized. Lineage: Eukaryota; Metazoa; Arthropoda; Arachnida; Ixodida; Ixodidae. The coding region runs from base 1 to 423 and encodes 140 amino acids. Gene Ontology annotation, biological process: regulation of transcription by RNA polymerase II. The transcript has 4 exons. The record is from RefSeq and is a predicted model, not a curated record. Gene Ontology annotation, cellular component: transcription regulator complex; nucleus.